Petromyzon marinus (sea lamprey) is the source of this 2170-nucleotide messenger RNA. RefSeq lists its product as uncharacterized. Gene Ontology annotation, molecular function: hormone activity. Lineage: Eukaryota; Metazoa; Chordata; Hyperoartia; Petromyzontiformes; Petromyzontidae. Gene Ontology annotation, cellular component: extracellular region. The record is from RefSeq and is a predicted model, not a curated record.
UGUUCCCACCGAGAACAGGACCAGGCAAGAGCCAGACCGAAGGUGUCACCUCCACAGAGGACUGCCUCUUACUUUCCCGCACACACAGACCCAUAGAGCCGGUAUAUAAGCGCGUUUUGAGCCCGUUGCAUUGAGCCGGUGUAUACAGCGCCGUGAGACGGCUCACUGAAUCGACAUUUUACUGAGUUUUGAAACCGGUUCGCUCCGGUGUUAUACCACUGCUCUUUGAAGCCGGUACAUUAAGCGGGUAUAUUGCUGCGUUUUGAGUUAGGUACAUUGAGCCGGUCGAUAACUGCUCUUGGACUACCGGUAUAUUGAGCCGGUAUUAUUAAGGCAGCCGGUGGCUGCCCCAUUGAUCCCUGGAGAAGCUUCAGCACCACGCGGUGGUGGACAGCGCCUCCACGUGCAGAGCCCGCGGGCGUCCCCUGCGAAUCGCAGCUUCAAGCCAUGCAGGAGAGGCGCGGCGCACGCUGCGGGGAAGCGAUGCUGAUGGUGAUGCUGCUGCUGCUGGUGGUGGUGGGUCUCAGAGGGGCUGCCUCGCUCCCGGCUCAACCGCGUGCGUCCCCAUUCCUCCCGCCUCGGGCUGGGGUCCCCAAGGCAGUGGACCUCCUACGCCUCCCUCUCGUCUGGGGGGAGGAGGACACGGCAGGGGCCCUCUACGCUCUCAGAGGUCGACUCCCUCGCCUCUUCCUCCCCGGGCCCAACCGGUAUAGACGCGGUAUCGUCGGAAUCAACACCGUGUCCCGCGAUCGAACCCACGACCUCCGGGGAAGAGUCCCACCACCUCGCAUCUCUGCGCGACACGUGGACGGCUUCUUCACGCAUCGCUACAGCAAGCUGCUGGGGGAGGAAGCGGCGAGACAUGCGCUCCGCGCCCUCCUCACCGGGGCUCGCAGGUUCGUCGCGCAGCGCGCUAACCGCAGCACUACCACCACCAUCACCAACCACCAGGGACGAGGUCGCAGAUGAUGGCAGCGAGCGACGGAUACCGCUCAGACGGGAGGCACGUGGCUUCUGGGUCAACGGCGAGGACGACAACAGCGACAGCGGUGAUGAGCAGCAGCAGCAGCAGGACGGGUGGCCCCACCAUACAGGCCGCUCCAAGUCCCCCCAGCAACGACCUCGAUCCAGACCCCAACCUCAAAGGCGAUACUUUGAGGACGCUCGCUUGGACCAAGAGUUCAUGACCCCCCUUCAGUACUGAAUGCCAGCUCCCCCCCCCUCCCCACCGUGCUCCGCUGAACGCGGGCUGCGUGAAUCAUCUUAUUUAUUAAAUGUUUUCAUUAAUAUUGAUGUCGUCACACCCUAGGUGUACGUUUAUAGAAAGCGUUGUCGGUGUGCGUCUGCGUGCAAAGGCGUCUGCUCGUACAGAAACCCGAGCGGAUUGUAGACCGUGGUCUCACGGUCGAACGAGCGGUGGCUCUCGGGAGGUUACUGGACGAUGACAUCGGUUGGUCGAAGCGAGACCUUCGAGAAAUCUCUCGUGGAGUUUUACCAACUCCAAUGAUGGCAGCCAAACAAUCUGCAACCAACCCAUGGGGCAUUUAAGUAAAUCAGUGAGUUGACGUUUAAAAACGAAACUAUUUAUAUAUUUAUUUGACUAGCUAAGGCCCACUGAGCUAUGUAGCUAUUUUUCAGAAACGACCUGGCCACAAAUGAUAGCUCAACAAAGCGGCUUAUCACGUGGACAUUUAUAGCAGCCAAAUACUCUCAAGCGCACGAUAAUUCUAAAUGUGGAGGGAAAAACCAGAGGACCCGGACAAAAAUCUCCAGUGUCGGGCGAGAGGAUUGUUGAAGUGACGUAAUAAUUCUGUGAUGUCAUCUUCUGAACAUUCCCCUGAUAUGAAUUUUACCGAUCGACGGAGUUUAUAAAGCACAUUUAUAUAUAAAAAAAAUACAAGCAUGUAUGGCAGUGAUGCUGGUUAUUGUUAAAUCGAGUGACACCAGACAACUUAAAAAGUGGUUAAAAAUUGAUUGAAUGAAGUUAAAUGGCUUGUGGAAAGGCAAGGCUUUAAGUGGAUGUCGCAAAUUCCACAAGCUGGUGUUGGUGUCAUUCACAUUUCGUCCGUUCACAUUAAAAACGAAACGCUUGAACGACGUGUCAAUUGUAAACAAGAGUGAGGCCGAAAGGUGGAUUGGUGGUGAUGAAAUAAACACUCUAAAAACUUCA